Molecule: messenger RNA, 310 nt
Organism: Phasianus colchicus (ring-necked pheasant)
Lineage: Eukaryota; Metazoa; Chordata; Aves; Galliformes; Phasianidae
Source: RefSeq, a predicted model, not a curated record
ACGCUUCGGGGCUGUCGGAACCGGGCCAGGUGGAAGCCGUGCAGGAGCGAUCGCAGCGUGCGUUGGAGGAAUACGAGCUCGGCCGGCAGCCCGGGCGCUUCGGGCGGCUGCUGCUCCGUCUGCCGGCGCUGCGCCGCGUCUCCUCCGCCGUCAUCGAGCAGCUCUUCUUCGUCCGCCUGGUGGGCAAAACCCCCAUCGAGACCCUCAUCCGAGACAUGCUGCUCUCCGGGGCGGCCUUCUGCUGGCCCUACGGCCCGAUGCAGUGAUGGGGGGAUCGUGGGGGGUGGUGCGGAGUUGUGGCUUUCAGGGA